AUGGUAGGAGCGACCGCAACGGACACACCUGAUCUAGAAGACGGUCAUCCAAAUCACCAACUUUGGAGGAAAAUGGUCGAUCCGAGCCGGUCUCCUUCAUCUGAUCGUACAAAUUAUUUACGGCAUGAUGCAACUAUAAAUACAGUCGAAGAAUUUCUUGACACACUGAUCAAUUCAAGUCGUUACGAUCGACGUAUUCGACCGUUCUUCGAUCAACAAAAAGCAUGUAAUGUAACAAUGACGAUCCAUAUUAACACCAUAUCAGCGAUUAAUGAAGUUAAUAUGGAUUAUAAUACAGAUCUCAUUUUUCGCCAGUCGUGGUACGAUCCAAGGUUGAAUUACACUGGAACAGAUUGGGCGACCAAAUCACCACAAAUCACUUUACAUUAUUCGCUGAUUGACCGUAUUUGGGUACCGGAUUCAUUCUUUCGGAAUGCCAAAGAAGGUAAACGAAGCGACAUAACGGUGCCCAAUCGGUUGAUUCGUAUUCAUCGCGAUGGCAAAGUCCUCUAUAGUCAAAGACUUCUACUUAAACUUGAUUGUCAAAUGAAAUUACAAAAGUUCCCACUUGAUAACCAGACAUGUGUAGUUAACAUAGGCAGUUAUGGCUUUGCUACAAAUGAUUUGGCUUUUUUCUGGGAAGAAGCUCAAAAUGUCAGUGCUAUUCGAGUCAACGAAGAUCUUGAAAUGCCCGAUUUUGUUUUGAGUAAUCAUGAAGCAAGAUACUGUAAUCGAACGACAGCAACAGGAAAAUUCGCUUGUAUCGAAGUACAUCUCGCUCUCCAACGCAACAUCAACUUAUAUUUACAACAGCUUUAUUUACCAUCAACGUUAAUUGUUGCUCUAUCAUUUAUCGCAUUCUGGAUCGACUAUAAAUCUCAUCCUGCACGAACAUUAUUGAGUCUACUCAGCAUUGUUACUGUAACAACAAAGGCUGAAGUCCAAGCUCAUCAACACACACGCGCGCGCAUUUUCUGCUUGCACUCUUUGUCCGUUUGUUUGUACUUUUCCUUUCGAGAAAUUCACCACACAACUACUUCCCAUGCACUUCAAUUAUUGCCUAGACUGAGCAGUUUCACAUGCCUUCUCGUUGUUCUUCAUUUGAAACGUUUAUUUGGUUAUUAUCUUGUUCAAGUUUAUAUUCCAUCAAUGCUUAUUGUGAUUCUUUCUUUUGUUUCAUUCUGGAUCGAUCAUAAGUCGGUUCCAGCGAGAAUUUCAGUCGGUCUUUUAACUGUACUUACAGUUACUACUCAAAGCUCAGGUAUUCGAUCACAAUUGCCACGUGUGUCAUAUAUAAAAGCCAUCGAUGUCUGGAUGUCAGCAUGUCUUGUUUUCGUUUUUGCUGGCCUGCUUGAAUAUGCACUUGUUAAUGUUAUUGCUCGGAAAGGCGAACUCAAACAACAAGUUCGAUUCUCCAAAGAAAGGAAAAAUCCAGACAGACCACCAAAAGUCACUCUGAUACAAAAACUACAGAAUGGUUCAUCUUUUGCUGCUGAGAGAGUUAUUGGCAAUCGUCUUGCUCAAGUGCAUUUCUACAAGAAAGAUGAUGCACAUCAUAGUAACGCUGAAACAAUGGAAACACUUGUUCAUAAAACAAGUGGUGCUGAGAGAAAUCUAGGUGGUGGAACUACCACCACCACCACUUCACACACUCAUUAUUCUACGAUGUCAAAUACUAGUGCACCUUCACAAACACCACAGGUUGUCUUGUCACAACCAGCACAGUUAGCAAAAGCUGCUAAACCUGUUCGUGACAGUGCACAAUUUGUCGAUCUUGUUUCAGCAGUUCUGUUUCCUGUUGCCUUCAUUGUAUUUAAUAUUAUCUACUGGAUGGUGUAUCUCAAUAUGCAUGUUGAAUAUAUUUUAAAAUAA
Molecule: messenger RNA, 1872 nt
Organism: Adineta ricciae
Lineage: Eukaryota; Metazoa; Rotifera; Eurotatoria; Adinetida; Adinetidae
Source: the annotation of a GenBank genome assembly